Messenger RNA from Anthonomus grandis grandis, 1239 nucleotides. RefSeq lists its product as uncharacterized. The transcript is spliced from 2 exons. Lineage: Eukaryota; Metazoa; Arthropoda; Insecta; Coleoptera; Curculionidae. Gene Ontology annotation, molecular function: protein dimerization activity. The record is from RefSeq and is a predicted model, not a curated record. Bases 452 to 1174 code for a protein of 240 amino acids.
UACAAAAACUACUGCCGGCGUCGGCAACAGCAAACAAAUUGUUAAAGAAGUAACAAAUUCACAUGUUGUACUUGCUACGUUUAAUAAAUUACAAAUAGAGAAAACUGGUAAGGCAGUAGCUUUAAAAUUACCUGUGGUAACUCGGUGGGGAUCUAUCUUAAAGUGUAUGGAAAGCCUAUGGAGCACCAGACAAAUAUUAAAAAUGCUAGCCACUUUGGAAGACAUCAGUGACAAAUUAAGCACAGCAGUGAAAAAAAAUUGUCUCGAUGAUGACAUAUAUUGGAUGAAGGUUGAGAAGGUAAUGAGAGUUUUGUCACCUAUUGUUAAAUGGAUAACAAGGCUGGAAGGAGAUAACCUGCAAAAUGUCUGAUGUCACAGAAGCCUUUUAUGAACUCCAUGAUGUGUUUCUAAAAGAGGUCCUGGGCUACCAGUCACCAAAAAAGAGGAAGAAAUGCUAAUCAAAAACCUAAGUGAUCGAAAGAGCAAAGUCGUUUGCGGAGCGCAUUUAGCUGCUCAUAUUUUAAACCUGAAAUAUCAAGGAAUACAUUUGUCACCUGAGGAACACUCCGAUGGGAUACAAUUUACUAAUACACUGGCUGCCACUAAUGAAAAUUUUCGUCUUCAAGAAAGUGCAAUCGCCGUUGAAUUAGCUCAAUACAUAGCACAUACCAAAACAUUUGCGAAGCCCUAUUUAUGGGGCAUUGUUGGCAAAAUAGAUCCUGUAAUGUGGUGGCAGGGUUAUUGCUCGAAAACAGCUAUCAAGGAUUUAGCAGUAAGCAUUUUGACGCUUCCGCCAUCGUCAGCCGCGACUGAGCGAACAUUUAGUAGGUAUUCGUUAGUCCAUACUAAACGUCGAAAUCGUUUGACGGCGAAGGGAGCGGGAAUGCGAACCCAUAUUGCCUGUAACCUUAAUCUGAUGGCCAAAGAGUCCCAAAGACAAGGUGAAUCAAUGACAAUGGAGGUAAACCAACCUCAAUCCUUGGAUCCUUCCACGUCCACACAGACAGCUCCUCCUCUGGGUGAUCAGGUCCAUGAUUUAUUAUUAACAUUAGAAUCUGAGAAUUCAGAGACUGAUGAGUCCAAUGACGAAGAGAGCAGAGCCUACAGUGUUCACGAUUUCGAUUCCAAUAGUAGCAUUGGGCCAGAAAGUUUAGAUAGGCUUGACUACUCUUGAUCUUGAUAUUGAUCCACAAUUAGAGCACCUGAGUUAGGUUAAAACUGUAUUUUUGGUUUAUUGCA